Molecule: messenger RNA, 624 nt
Organism: Rhododendron vialii
Lineage: Eukaryota; Viridiplantae; Streptophyta; Magnoliopsida; Ericales; Ericaceae
Exons: 2
Coding region: 1-624 (207 amino acids)
Source: RefSeq, a predicted model, not a curated record
AUGUGUGGAUAUUUCUACAAGUCCAAUAGAGUAUUAGUUAGCCUUCAACUUGAUAUUGGUGACUUAAAGGGACAAGGUUAUGAUAAUGGCUCCAACAUGAAAGGAAAAAAUAAGGGUGUGCAAACAAGGGUACUUGAAGUAAAUUCAAGAGCAUUCUAUAUGUUAUGUGGUUGGCAUAGUCUCAAUUUUGUUCUUUGUAAUAUGGCCAACUCUUAUUCUAAAGCAAAAAUAUUUUUCGAAGUGGUACAACGUCUAUAUGUGUUGUUUUCCUCUUCAACCCAACGGUGGGCAAUUUUAAAAGACAAUUUGAAAGAUGUGAAGGGUCUCACGCUUAAGACAUUGUCACAAAUACGUUGGGAAAGUCGUAUUGAAAGCAUCAAGUCAAUAACAUACCAUCCCUCAAAACUAAAAGAUGCUUUGGUAGACGCAAACGACACGACAGAGUCGAUAGCACAAAGUGAAGCUAAAUCUCUUGCAAAGAACGAACUUGAGAAUUUUGAGUUCUUGUUUGCCAUGGCUAUUUGGUACAAGUUGUUGUUUGCUGUUAACAUUGUGAGCAAGUUUCUUCAAAGUGAAGACAUGUGCAUAGACCUUGCUAUCGAGAAGUUAAAAGACCUUAUUUGA